This is a messenger RNA of Pseudoliparis swirei, 2106 nucleotides long. RefSeq names its product integrator complex subunit 15 (gene ints15). The record is from RefSeq and is a predicted model, not a curated record. Lineage: Eukaryota; Metazoa; Chordata; Actinopteri; Perciformes; Liparidae. The transcript has 7 exons. The coding region runs from base 469 to 1920 and encodes 483 amino acids.
UUCACUCUGUUUAACCAACGUCGGGUAAUUACUUAAGUAUAUUAAGAGCUUUUUGCAGAGGUGAGACAUCAACUAUUUACAUACAUGUGUUUUCUUAAAAAGCCUUCAACGAUAACGGCAAAUAACCCACGAGAUACGUGUUGCGCAAUUCAAAACAGUCUCUUUAGCUAACCUUGCUAACCACCAGCUGUAGCAGGCUGGAGGAGAAACGACUGACUGUAGAGCUGGUCCCCCUGAAAAGCGUUUGCUCACAUGCAAACCGACACUAACACAGAUAUAGAGAACAUGUAACGUUACAAUUCGACUGUGAUGACUGUUGUUGUGUCGGUGUUCCUUGUGCAGUGUCCCCCCCCCCCCCUUCUAUUUCAUGUAUAGAGAAGUAAACAGGCAGAGAAUCAGUGCAUUGUUGUGACAUAUUUGGUUUAUUGUAGUUUUUAAUCUGCAGUACAUAAGAUACAUCUCCGACAAAUGUAUUUAAGACUUUGUAAAGCAAAGUCGACAACAUCAUGCCCAAGUUGCACAAAUGUAGUGUUAAACGUCAUUGUAUUGGUCUCUGAGGUGGUGAUGGGUGACAUUCGUCAGUCGUUGCUGCCUCGCGAUGUGCUGAGCGCAGCCAAGGAGCUGCUGUAUCACCUGGACAUCUACAUCUGUAACCUGGUGCAGUCAGGCAGGCAGCCUCCUCAGGUCGACUCCAAAACCCAGGAGCUGGUGGAGGAGUUCAUUCUGCAUGCACCCAAGGACAGAAACACUCCAGCUCGGAGGAUGAGUGCUCUUCAGGAGCUCCAGCUUUUGGAGAUCAUGUGCAGCUGUUUCCAGGAACAGAGCCGUGAUACGGUCCGCCAGCUUAUGUUCUCUGCCCUCUUUAGUCUCCAACGCAACCAGGCGGAUGAAAGCCGCAUGGCGCUGUUAGGCAAGCUGGUGUCCAUGGCGAUCGCUGUGGGCAGGGUUCCUAUAUUGGAAUGUGGUGCUACCUGGUUACAGAGAUCCCACCGUGUGUACUGUGUGCGCCUGGCUCAGGUUCUAGUAGACGACUACUGUAGUCUGGUGCCAGGCUCGGGGCCCACCCUGCAGAACAUCCACAACGCCAGCCCACGCUUCUGCUGCCAGUUCAUCACUGCUGUCACCACCCUCUUUGACCUCACCACAGAAGAGCUCACCCCUCCUUUAGAACUCCUUCAGAUGAUUGUGUCGUGGAUCCAAGAUGACCCAGGUCUGGUCCUAAUCAACUUCCUGAACACGGCCCUCUCUGGCAAUCAGCCAAUCAGCUCACUUGAUGUCACACCAUUAGGGGGGUUGAUGCGGUGGUGUGUCAAAGCCCCCUUGGCCUACAGGAGAGACAAGAAGGAGGGGUUAACCAAUGGCACCACUGAAGGGGAGCCAGAGGUUGGGCCUCUUUUCUCUGCUCUCCAUCUGAGUGUCCUACAGGUUCUCAUGCUUUUGCCAAACAUACUAAAUGAGAAGGGUCUUUUCGGUCGCCUGGCGCUGCUCCAGGUGGACUCCCUGGCUGCCCUGACCUCAGACCUCUCCAGGCUGUUGGACCAGGCUGACAAACACACUCACACUUCAUCCGCAGACACACGUGUACCGUCUCAGCUGGCCUUGGACCGGCUGGCUCAGGCCCUGCAGGUGGCCAUGGCCAAUGGAGCUCUACUCUGCUCCAGAGAGGACCUGAGAGCCAUCUGUUCCCGCUUGCCACACAACAAUUUGCUCCAGUUGGUGUUGUCAGGCCCAGUGCUGUACUACAACAACAUCCACACUCCUCCACUGGCCUUCAGCCCACACGCUGCUCAUUCCCCCAUCGCCCCACACCCGACACACCCUGCACACACACCUCAGGCCACCCAUCCCCCCUCUCACCCUCAGUACCCCGCUCAGCCUUUCAUGACGGGGAUGCCGUUCCCCUUCCGACCCAGCCACUAGAAGAACUAAUGUCAAACUUGUUUGAAAAUGUGAAGGUGUAUGUGUGUGUCUGUUUGUUGCUGUGCAUGAAUGAAUGUAUGUAUGUGUGAGUGAUGUAUUAUGUGUUAUUAUGUUAAUGAGCAGAUUUGCUUUUGCUAAAAGUCUGUGAGGCUAACACGUUUGUUCAAUAAAUAUUUUUUUACCUCA